Molecule: messenger RNA, 726 nt
Organism: Manihot esculenta (cassava)
Lineage: Eukaryota; Viridiplantae; Streptophyta; Magnoliopsida; Malpighiales; Euphorbiaceae
Product: 40S ribosomal protein S24-1
Exons: 5
Coding region: 105-518 (137 amino acids)
Biological process (GO): translation
Cellular component (GO): ribosome
Molecular function (GO): structural constituent of ribosome
Source: RefSeq, a predicted model, not a curated record
AGGGUUUUGCUCUUUGCAACUCUCUCUCCUUGAGCUGCUGCUGCUACUUGUUCUAUCUGCCUAGAGUAAAUCCCAACCAGGAUUUGGCUAUCUGAUUAUCAAACAUGGCGGACAAGGCAGUAACCAUUCGCACAAGGAAGUUCAUGACUAACCGUCUGUUAUCCAGGAAGCAAUUCAUAAUUGAUGUUCUUCAUCCCGGAAGACCCAAUGUUUCCAAGGCGGAGUUGAAGGAGAAGCUAGCAAGCCUGUAUGAGGUGAAGGAUCCCAAUACCAUUUUCGUGUUUAAGUUCAGGACUCACUUUGGAGGUGGGAAAUCCACUGGCUUUGGGUUGAUUUAUGAUUCAGUUGAUAAUGCAAAGAAGUAUGAGCCCAAGUACAGACUUAUCAGGAAUGGACUUGAUACUAAAGUAGAGAAGUCAAGGAAGCAACUGAAGGAGAGAAAGAACAGGGCCAAGAAGAUUCGCGGAAUAAAGAAGACAAAGGCUGGUGAUGCUGCCAAGGGAGGAAAGAAAAAGUGAUUUUUCAAGGAUUUUAUUAUCUACAUAUUGCCCAUAUCCACCUAUUUGGUUUUCGUUAACAGUUCUCUAGCAUGUAGGUGAAUUUUGAAUGGAAUCUUUUAUUGUCGGUGUGGAUGUUUGUCAUUUUCCAUUAUAUGAUUUUGAGUACUUUGCGGAAGACGAGUUUUGAUGUAUUGAAUAGUGAUAAAUUUUCUGUUAUAUUCGGUCA